Messenger RNA from Cinara cedri, 607 nucleotides. The record is from the annotation of a GenBank genome assembly. NCBI's taxonomy places the organism in Eukaryota, Metazoa, Arthropoda, Insecta, Hemiptera, Aphididae.
AUGGACGGACUUAUGCAACCAGAUCUGCCGACCUACGCAGAAAUGCAAAAUAUUUUAACCGAAUUAAAACACGUUAACGAACAACUCCGCCGCCAAGUGGUAGAACUACAAGCAAGUCAAAAAUUACUAGAAAUAUAAAAUAGUGAAUUGGUACUGGCAGCUAAAUCGUAACAAUUAAUUACAAAAAUAAACAACAACUUAGAAAAAAUGACCCCUAUUUCUAACAUAUCAGUUUUAAAAGAUGUUAACGAUACUUCAAAUUUAAACAAAUUAGUAACAAAAACCCGACUAAAAAUAAAACUCAAAAAAUAUAUAAGCCCCCACCAAUAACUAUUGAAGGUGUUAAACAAUUAAUAAAUUAAACCAAUUAUUAACGUGUGAAGAACCUGUAGGAAAUGAACAACAAUUCAAAGUCCUAGCAAAUGACGAGACGAGAAUCUUAACAAUAAACGAAAGUCAAUUCAGAAGUACAACCAAAAUAUUAGAAGAAAAUAAAGUUGAAUACCAUCGGUAUCAAUUAAAAAGUGAAAAACCAUUUCGAGUAGUAUUACGAGGUAUAAAUCAUGACUCAGAUAUAGGAAUAAUUACCAAUGAACUGUAUGACUAA